Messenger RNA from Symbiodinium necroappetens, 294 nucleotides. Lineage: Eukaryota; Dinophyceae; Suessiales; Symbiodiniaceae. The record is from the annotation of a GenBank genome assembly.
GGCACGCACGAUGCCCUCCUCGGCGAUGCGUUGCUGGCCGUCACAGAGGAUUCCCCCGUUUGUUGGGGCGUGUACUACGUGAACUUGUGGGAUGUCCAGAAGCGGACCUUGUUCAUGGGCCCUGGCCGCAGCGGGGUGGUGAUCUACGCGAACACACUCGUGCACCUCCUCGCGGUAGUCGGUCACGCUCGCGCACACCAACUCCUGAAGUUCGAAGGAGUGGACUACCUGCUACUGCUGCUCAAGUUCCUGCGCGUGCCCGCCCACGUCAACUACGUUCACUGCACCAACGGG